GAAAACGUACUUCGCUCUCCGGAAAUUCCUUACGUUCUCUUUCUCUCUCUCUCAAAAAAAAAACAAAAGAACGGUUUUUCCACUGCUGCUCUGUUCUCCGGUUCCCACUCUCUCCAUGAAGCAACUUCACCGUUCUCUUUAUCCUCUCUAAAACUUCCCCUCAAUCCCACCCUUUUCUCCUCUCAUUGUUUCUUUCUUCAUCUCCAACGAAGGAAACUUUCUAUUUUUUUUUUUAAGAAGAAAAACUAGACCAGAAAUGGAGAAAAAGCAAGGUUUCUUCUCAGCUCUCAAAGAAGAAGUACUUCGUGGGCUUUCACCUUCCCGCUCGCGGAACAACAGCCCUGCUAGAGCCCCUUCACCAAUGGCCAGUCUGUUGCGGAGAAAGAAAAACAACCACAACAACUAUGGAGGCGCUUACAUGGCGCAACCGGAGUCCUUGAUCGGGAGAUCCGGAAGUCUAAGGCUUGUCGGGGAAGCGUUAGCACCACUCAUGGAAGGUCCCGAUCCUGACGGAGGCGAAGUCGGGGAUUCGAAGCGGGUUGGGUCGGGGCUGGGACAAUGGGUUAAAGGACAGUUAUCUAGGACCCCAUCGGUCUCUUCGAUGAGUUACAGAAGGUCUGAUCUAAGGCUGUUGCUUGGGGUCAUGGGUGCGCCUUUGGCUCCACUUCAUGUUAGCUCUACUGACCCUUUGCCUCACUUGAGCAUCAAGGAUACUCCCAUUGAAACUUCCUCUGCUCAGUACAUAUUGCAGCAGUAUACAGCUGCUUCUGGUGGGCAGAAGCUGCAAAACUCCAUUCGGAAUGCAUAUGCAAUGGGAAAACUCAAAAUGGUAGCUUCUGAACACGAAACUGUGACGAGGACUCUUAAGAACCGCAAUGGCUCUAGAUGUGCUGAGUCUGGUGGGUUUGUACUCUGGCAAAUGAAUCCAGAUAUGUGGUAUAUUGAACUUGCGGUUGGGGGUAGCAAGGUUCAUGCUGGCUGUAAUGGGAAGCUUGUUUGGAGGCACACACCUUGGCUCGGUGCACACACAGCAAAGGGGCCUGUUAGACCCUUGCGUCGUGCACUUCAGGGUCUUGAUCCAAGAACAACAGCUAGUAUGUUUGCUGAUGCAAGAUGCAUAGGAGAGAAAAAGAUUAAUGGUGAGGAUUGCUUCAUCCUCAAGCUUUGUACUGAUCCUCGGACACUGAAGGCAAGGAGUGAAGGCCCUGCAGAGAUCAUUAGGCAUGUUUUAUUUGGCUACUUUAGUCAGAAGACUGGACUUCUUGUUCACAUAGAAGAUUCGCAUCUGACUCGCAUCCAAUCUAAUGGUGGUGAUGCUGUUUAUUGGGAAACCACAAUCAAUUCAUUUCUUGAAGAUUACCGGCCUGUUGAAGGUAUCAUGAUAGCACAUUCUGGGCAUUCUGUUGUUACACUUUUCAGGUUUGGGGAAGUUGCAAUGAGCCAUACAAAAACAAAGAUGGAAGAAGCUUGGACGAUUGAAGAGGUUGCCUUUAACAUACCAGGCCUUGCUGUUGAUUGUUUUAUCCCUCCUGGUGAUUUGAGAUCUGGAUCCAUCAGUGAAACCUGUGAACUCCCUCAGGAUGAAAGGGGAAAGAGUGCAAUUGCUUUAGCAGCACAUCGUGCUAAAGUUGCUGCCCUAGAAAAAGCGGAGGAUGGUGGUGCUGACAGCAUGAUUUGGAGGAUGGAAGUAUGAGGAAGUGUAGAAUCACAUCUUGGCAAUUGUUCAUAUUGGUAGCUAGUGCAGUUGGCUAACCCACUAGAAGUUACAAGGUGGAAGUCAUUUUUUGUACUUUGUUUAUUCCUCUAUUAAUAUGUUAAUAGAGCAUAAUCUUUCGCAGGUUCGAACUUCCAUCGAACCUAUAUGAAUUUUUAUACUCUAAAUGCAGAAUCGAACUGUGGAGUUGGAGCUCAGUUUUCCAGUUAUGGAUAGAGCUAAUGGUGGUUGACUUCCUUGCUUGAUGACAGGUGGUGAAGCUGUCCCCUUAACCUUUCAUAGUUUUACUAACUCCAAUGUUCAUGAAUAUAAUGUGGCAGUAUAAAGGAUACUGCUGCUGAUCAGCAUGCGUUUGACAGUAAUGUCUAAUUCUUAAUUUUACUGUUUCUGGAUUUGUGAUUCCAUGUGUGAUUGUUUGACAUAGAAGAUGUUUUGGAGUUUGGGAAGGAAAAGAGAUUUUGCUGGAUAUGCUUGAUAAAAGGUGUGGUAAAUCAGAUCAGAUGGAACCAACUUUUUUGCUUACCUGCUGUAACGAAAUGUGUUAAUGACCAUGAGUUCUGGGUGGGUGUGUGGUUGCAUUUGUGCAGUGCUGCUGAAAGCAAAAUGUAAACAGAAAACAUGAUUGAUAUUCAUCAAUUAUUUAAUGCUCAUGAUGAAUAUAGAGAUCCGUGCAUUUCCUUCAUCUUCCCUUC
Molecule: messenger RNA, 2406 nt
Organism: Durio zibethinus
Lineage: Eukaryota; Viridiplantae; Streptophyta; Magnoliopsida; Malvales; Malvaceae
Source: RefSeq, a predicted model, not a curated record